Penaeus indicus is the source of this 783-nucleotide messenger RNA. RefSeq lists its product as uncharacterized. The record is from RefSeq and is a predicted model, not a curated record. NCBI's taxonomy places the organism in Eukaryota, Metazoa, Arthropoda, Malacostraca, Decapoda, Penaeidae. The transcript is spliced from 2 exons. The coding region runs from base 1 to 783 and encodes 260 amino acids.
AUGCCUUCAGUUUCCGAGGGCUACAAUCUGGGUACACCUUCUGGAGGUGGACUCUCACAUGGAGGAUCUAUAAAUGGUGUAGCAAGUGGAAAUGGAGAUAGUGGUGAAGGUGCCACAGGAAAUGGUGGAGCUCUUGGAGUUGGCGGUCCUGUAGGCGGUUGUCAGGAUGGUCAAAUACUACACGUAGAUGGAUCUUGUGUGACUCCCGUUAUCACGAGAAAAGUAUACUUAUAUAAUGCUCCUGAAGUGCCCAAGGGCCCAGGCGGUCCUCCUCCGAGUGUGCCACCACCCAAGGUAGAACACAACAUCCUGUUCGUACGUGUUCCUGAGGCUGCUCCACCACCUGAACCCAUCAUUGUUCCUCCAGCAAGGCAAGAAAACAUUGUCUAUGUUCUGAAUAAGCAGGAAGAGCAAAGUCAACAGGUGAUCGAGGUUACACCUCAUCCAGCUUCCGACCCAGAAAUCUAUUUCGUGAACUACCAAGAAGGAGAAAACCCAACCCUUCCUCUUGGAGUAGAUCUUGAGACUGCUCUCAGCGUUGCCAGUGCAGCUGGCGGUGACGUGAUCGGAGAUGGCGACGGUGCUGGAGCCGGAGGUAUUGGAGGCGGCUUUGGAGAGAAUGGAGGAUUCGGAGGAGCCGGUGCUGGAGGAAAUGGAGGAUUUGGAGGAGCUGGAGUAGGAAACAAUGGAGGAUUCGGAAGUGGCUUUGGAGGAGUGAAUGGAGGAAAUGGCGGCUUCGGAGGCAAUGGCGGCAGUCCGUCAAACUUGUACACCAACCCUUAA